UCGUGAUGUGUAUGCUCCCAAUCUCAGUGGUUAUCAACUGGUGACUGGUGAGAGAUAACGUGGACUGUGACAAAAGCGGUUGGCCAUGAUCGAUCUGCAUGGAGGCAUGCAUGCGACACGUGGACCCCUCCUUCCACGUGUACCUCGUCAUCCUCGAGCAGCUCGACAUGGCUACUGCAUGCGCCCUCGAACCUUCGCCUAGUUCGCUCCAUUCCCUACGUACGGUGCUAGGCUCCUGGUGUACACCUGUUAACCUGUAGCUCAUCCCCGAUGGAUCCAGGACCCCACCACCCGUCCACGUACAACCACCACCACCACCACUACCCCUUCUUGCCGGCCGCCGGACCGCCCACCGCUGGCGGCGACACCCUUCUCUUCCUCCUCGCCAUCCCGGCAGGCUGGCUCGUCCGGCUGGUUGCCUUCCUCGGAGAGCGCGUCAUCUCCGCGGUCCUCGCCCUCGUGGUCCUCCCCGGCGCGACGCUGGUGGGCGAGCUGCGCACCGUCCCUGCGGCUGCGGCCUCCCUCGCCCGGCGCGCCGCCGUGGGGGCGCUCGCCGCGGCGUUCACCUUCGCGGCCCUGGCGGUCGCGUUAGUCGCGUCCCUGCUGCUCGGCUUCGUCCUUAUCCGGCACUGGGUCGAGGACCCGGUCACCGUGCGCCAGCCGCUCUACUUCGACUACACCGAGCCGCAGCCGAGCGCCGCCGUGGCCCUCGGCCCCCCGGCGGGACACUCCGUGAGGGUGUCCAUGUCGCUGCUGCUGCCAGACUCCGACCACAACCGUCAGAUUGGCGUGUUCCAGAUUAAAACAGAGGCGAUCGCUCCAAGUGGAAGCACCAUCGCUUCAGCCACCCAGCCAUACAUGCUGAGGUACAAGAGCGCUCCGGUGCGGCUAGCGCAGUCCACGCUGACAAUCGUGCCGCUCGCCUUGGGCAUGCGCAGCGAGAGCCAGUCGGCAACGCUGAAGCUGCUGCAGUACUGGGAAGGCCACGACCGUCACAGGAGGACACGGCUCAUCAGAGUCUCUCUGCAGCCAAGAGCCAUGACAGUGCACCUGCCCCAGGUGUACAGAGCAGAGAUCACCGUGCAGACGGCGCUUCCAUGGUUCAAGGCCGUGGCGCGCAGCUUGAAAUGGACAAUGUGUGUGUGGCUAUCUUUCUGGGUCUAUGUCAUUCUCUCCCUGCUCGCGGUUCGUUGGGUCUGGCCACUAGCGCUAUCUGCAUCGGACAGUCACAGGGGGUUAUCUGAUCAUCAAGUCAAUGGGAAGACAAUUGCUGCUAAUCUGGGUGGAGGAGAUACAGGCCAGAGCUCACAUGAGGGAUCAUCAAGAGGUGGUGCUGUGAAGUGGAGGGACAGGAGAGGCAGGAGGAAAGCACAACAAACGACGCAUGGCGGCAUGGAGCUCAAGCUCGCCGAGGGGUCGUCUUCUAGCUCUGCAGUGGCUGAGACUGAUGAAGUCGUCGACGACGAUCAUGGGGAGCCACUUGCUGCUCGAUUGCCCGUGUCCGAUUCUUGUUAGUUCAGUCAGUGCAGUGUGCUGUAAAGUUUAUGCUGACCGUUGAUCACAGUUUGGUACACGCCAUGUGUAGGAGAUCUGAAGGGCUUCCAUACGGAACGGCAUAUAAUAACGCAAAUAAAUGGCAAAGAUAUAUAUAUCAUGUAUUAAUCGAUAA
Molecule: messenger RNA, 1669 nt
Organism: Aegilops tauschii subsp. strangulata
Lineage: Eukaryota; Viridiplantae; Streptophyta; Magnoliopsida; Poales; Poaceae
Product: seipin-1
Biological process (GO): lipid storage; lipid droplet organization
Cellular component (GO): endoplasmic reticulum membrane
Source: RefSeq, a predicted model, not a curated record